Cyphellophora attinorum is the source of this 1251-nucleotide messenger RNA. RefSeq names its product Gluconolactonase. Bases 1 to 1251 code for a protein of 416 amino acids. The transcript has 3 exons. Lineage: Eukaryota; Fungi; Ascomycota; Eurotiomycetes; Chaetothyriales; Cyphellophoraceae. The record is from RefSeq and is a predicted model, not a curated record.
AUGGAAGGCAUCGUAGCACUCUUGCUCUCAUUAGCACUUCCAGUGUUAGCGCAAAUCCCUGCCGGCGUACAAGUCCCUCUGGCUGAGGAUUGCAGCGGCGAUGGUAGCAUUGUCUGCGUUAACAAAUAUGCUGCUGUACUUCCGUACCCUUUCUUCCGCAAUGUUUCCGCCAACGACUUUGAGCUUGAUUUCUACAAUACCACUGUCGCAACAGAAGACACUGGCUUCGAGCUGAUCGCUGGAGCUGACUUUGUCGUCUACAACCGCGAGCUAGGGUUGGAGUAUCUUGGUUCUGACCCAACCUACGAGUUUGUGUUCGAAGUCUCUUCAGCUGUGCACGAAGCGCCGGUCUAUGCUCCAGUGCAGAAUUUGCUGUUUAUAUCCCAACUAGCUCCACCCACAGGAGUUCUUCCUCAGCUUGUGGUAAAUCUCAACGUCGAUCCACCGACUCUCGAAGAAUACCUCCCUGAUCCUCCAAUCUACGCCCCCAACGGCGGCACCUUCCGCGAUGGCCUGGUCAUCUUCGGCGCCUCUGGCAGCAACGCCACUUCUCCUGGUGGCACGCAAUACGUCUCAAUCCGGACGGUAGACCCAGCCACCAACAAAUCGACCGUGCUCCUUAACAACUACUUCGGCUCGUACUUCAAUAACAUUGACGACCUUGCCGUCCACCCUACUUCCCGAGAGAUCUUCUUCACCGACCCUUACUAUUCGUACUACAACGGCCUGACCGAUUACGCUCAACCGCAACUCCCGCCUGCCAGCUACCGCUUUAAUCCAGACAGCGGCGCAGUCGUCCUCAUCGACGACACGCUCAGAGAACCCAACGGCAUCGCCUUCAGCCCUGACGGCAGCACUCUGUACAUCAGCGACACCGGCGGGGUGGAAGGCUCCCGCACUCCUGGCGCCUUAGGCGGCAAGACGAUCUUCAACGCCACAGGUCCGCGAACAAUCUACGCUUUUGACGCCUCAAAUAACGGCACACUGAUCUCCAACAAACGCAGCUUCUACCUCGCGCAGGACUGGGUACCGGAUGGAGUGAAGGUCGCGGCGAACGGGGUUGUGUUGACGGGUGCAGGCAAGGGGGUGGAUGUAAUUGCGCCCACCGGUGAGCUGAUCUUGCGGAUUCAGACGAACUACACGGUGCAGAAUUUUGCAUGGGUGGGCAAGAAUCUGACUGAGUUGUGGAUCAUGGGGAACUAUGGGGUCAGUCGGGUUAGGUGGGGGCUUGUUGGGCAGGAAUUGACCUGA